AUGGCAAGACUAGGGUUCGGGGUGAGUUUGUUGAUCAGCGUGAUGAUUAUUCUGAAAUCAGUUGAUGGACAGGGGUACGGAGGUGAUACAUGGAACAGUGCACAUGCAACAUUUUAUGGGGACGAUAGUGGCCAAGCUGCAGACAUGGGAGGGGCUUGUGGGUAUGGGAAUUGGAUUGCAAGCAAUUAUGGGACGGAUACUGCAGCUCUGAGCACAACACUGUACAACAAUGGCUUUGCUUGUGGAUCUUGUUUCCAAAUUCAAUGUGUUGAUUCUAAAUAUUGCAAUGUAUACUCGCCAAUCACCACAGUGACCGCCACAAACCUUUGCCCACCAAACUGGUCCAAAGACUCCAAUGCUGGGGGUUGGUGCAACCCACCUAGGACUCAUUUCGACAUGUCUAAGCCCGCCUUCAUGAAAAUUGCCAAUCAUGUUGGUGGUAUUGUUCCUGUUAACUACCGUAGAGUUCCAUGCAAGAGGGAUGGAGGGCUAAGGUUUUCAUUCCAAGGGAAUGGUUAUUGGCUAUUGGUGUAUGUGAUGAAUGUUGGAGGAAGUGGAGAUAUUGCAAGCAUGUCUGUUAAAGGAAGCCAAAGUAAUGAAUGGAUAAGCAUGAGCCACAACUGGGGUGCUUCUUAUCAAGCUUUUUCAACGCUAAAAGGACAGUCUCUCUCCUUCAAGAUCACCAGUUACACAACAAAGCAAACUGUCGUAGCAAUCGAUGUAGCACCAUCUACCUGGACUACUGGUGUUACUUAUCAAUGUAACAAAAAUUUUCAUUAGCUACUUAUUAACUGGCCAAGCUAUUGUCUUCAUAUAUGGUUUCCUAAUUACUAUUAUUAGUAUUGUAUUUGUUAAUCUAAUUCUCUCUCUCCCUCUCUGUCUGUCUCUCUUCUCUCAUGGAGAGUUGUAUGAUGUUUCUCUGUAUAGAUCUCUUGGAUGUCAAUUUAAAGGAGACUAGGCCACAGUUGUUUACUGGAUAUUGUUGUAGUUUGCUUGAUAGAAACAUUUGCAAAUCCCAAUCAGAGAGUCCAAGGGCCGGGACAA
Papaver somniferum (opium poppy) is the source of this 1044-nucleotide messenger RNA. RefSeq names its product expansin-A18-like. Gene Ontology annotation, biological process: plant-type cell wall organization. NCBI's taxonomy places the organism in Eukaryota, Viridiplantae, Streptophyta, Magnoliopsida, Ranunculales, Papaveraceae. The record is from RefSeq and is a predicted model, not a curated record. Gene Ontology annotation, cellular component: extracellular region. The transcript is spliced from 3 exons. Bases 1 to 780 code for a protein of 259 amino acids.